Capra hircus (goat) is the source of this 1972-nucleotide messenger RNA. It is a transcript of the gene ADRA2C, whose product is annotated as adrenoceptor alpha 2C. Gene Ontology annotation, biological process: regulation of smooth muscle contraction; regulation of vasoconstriction; platelet activation. The transcript has a single exon. Bases 33 to 1415 code for a protein of 460 amino acids. Gene Ontology annotation, cellular component: membrane. Gene Ontology annotation, molecular function: alpha2-adrenergic receptor activity. NCBI's taxonomy places the organism in Eukaryota, Metazoa, Chordata, Mammalia, Artiodactyla, Bovidae. The record is from RefSeq and is a predicted model, not a curated record.
CCAGGCGGGACCGCGUAGCUUGCGGGAGGACCAUGGCGUCCCCGGCGCUGGCGGCGGCGCUGGCGGCGGCGGCAGCGGCGGGCCCCAACGCGAGCGGCGCCGGCGACGGGGGCAGCGGCAGGGUCGCCAACGGCUCGGGGGCGCCCUGGGGACCGCCCCCGGGCCAGUACUCGGCGGGCGCCGUGGCGGGGCUGGCGGCCGUGGUGGGCUUCCUCAUCGUCUUCACCGUGGUGGGCAACGUGCUGGUGGUGAUCGCCGUGCUGACCAGCCGCGCGCUGCGUGCGCCGCAGAACCUCUUCCUGGUGUCGCUGGCCUCCGCUGACAUCCUGGUGGCCACACUGGUCAUGCCCUUCUCGCUGGCCAACGAGCUCAUGGCCUACUGGUACUUCGGGCAGGUGUGGUGCGGCGUGUACCUGGCGCUAGACGUCCUCUUCUGCACCUCGUCCAUCGUGCACUUGUGCGCCAUCAGCCUGGACCGCUACUGGUCCGUGACCCAGGCCGUCGAGUACAACCUGAAGCGCACGCCGCGCCGCGUCAAGGCCACCAUCGUGGCAGUGUGGCUCAUCUCGGCCGUUAUCUCCUUCCCGCCGCUAGUCUCGCUCUACCGCCGGCCCGACGGCGCCGCCUACCCGCAGUGUGGCCUCAACGACGAGACCUGGUACAUCCUGUCCUCCUGCAUCGGCUCCUUCUUCGCUCCCUGCCUCAUCAUGGGCCUGGUCUACGCGCGCAUCUACCGGGUGGCCAAGCUGCGUACGCGCACGCUCAGCGAGAAGCGCGAGCCCGCGGGCCCCGACGGCGCGUCCCCGACCACGGAGAACGGGCUGGGCGCCGGCGAGAACGGGCACUGCGUGCCCGCGCGCCGCCCGCGCGCCGACGUGGAGCCCGAGGACAGCAGCGCGGCGGCCGAGAGACGGCGGCGCCGGGGCGCGCUGCGGCGGGGCGGGCGGCGGCGUGGGGCUGGCGAGGGGGCCGCGGACGCCGAGGGCACGGGCCCCGGGACGGUGACGGCCGAGCCGGGCGCGCUGGCCGCCGCGAGGUCCCCGGGCCCCGGCGGGCGCCUGUCCCGCGCCAGCUCGCGCUCCGUCGAGUUCUUCCUGUCUCGCCGGCGCCGGGCGCGCAGCAGCGUGUGCCGCCGCAAGGUGGCCCAGGCGCGCGAGAAGCGCUUCACCUUCGUGCUGGCGGUGGUCAUGGGCGUGUUCGUGCUCUGCUGGUUCCCCUUCUUCUUCAGCUACAGCCUGUACGGCAUCUGCCGCGAGGCCUGCCAGGUGCCCGGCCCGCUCUUCAAGUUCUUCUUCUGGAUCGGCUACUGCAACAGCUCGCUGAACCCGGUCAUCUACACCGUCUUCAACCAGGACUUCCGGCGCUCUUUCAAGCACAUCCUCUUCCGACGGAGGAGAAGGGGCUUCAGGCAGUGACCCGCGCGCCCUGACCCGGCGCGGACACCCUGGACAGCUCCCGGCGGAGGCGGGCAAAGCCGGCCUCCCAGGGACCCAAGGAUGGAUUUGCCUUCGGGGUGCAGGGGUGGGUACACAGCGCCCAGCGAGAGCCCAGAGACUGCAGGGCCCCCGGGGAGGGGGGAAGGAGAGAGGGGAGACCCCUCUGCCUUCCUGUCUCAGCAAGGGGCUGCUUCUGGGGCUCGAGGCCUGGAUCCAGCUCUCCGGAGGGCUCCCCCCCCCCGCCCAGGUGUGGUAGUGGGGCCCGGUCGUAGAGCCCAGUGGUACUGUUUAUCCUCCCAAAUUGACGAGAAAGGAGCCUGCCCCGCCCCCAACACAUGCCGCCCUACCCUCCUCUCCACCUCUGAGCAAGGGCUGACCUCCCAGGACCUCCGUGGGUGGAUUUCCAGGGGUGGGGGUGGGGGAGGAAGCAAGGCACCGGGAAUCUUUGGUUACCCAAAGUAUUUAAAUGUUUGCCAAAAACGACUGACAGCCACAACCACCAAACUCUUUUUCUAAAUAAACCUUUGUAAUCUAAA